Messenger RNA from Aspergillus ibericus CBS 121593, 1653 nucleotides. RefSeq names its product fructose 1,6-bisphosphate 1-phosphatase (gene fbp1). The transcript has 2 exons. Gene Ontology annotation, molecular function: fructose 1,6-bisphosphate 1-phosphatase activity. Gene Ontology annotation, cellular component: cytosol; cytoplasm. Bases 406 to 1473 code for a protein of 355 amino acids. Gene Ontology annotation, biological process: fructose metabolic process; fructose 6-phosphate metabolic process; sucrose biosynthetic process. The record is from RefSeq and is a predicted model, not a curated record. Lineage: Eukaryota; Fungi; Ascomycota; Eurotiomycetes; Eurotiales; Aspergillaceae.
CAAGGACCCAAACGGUUCUCCGCCAGUGGCUCGACCCUGUUUACUCCCCUUCUGACGUUAGGCCCAAGUCCUGCGCAUUCCCGGUAAAAGAUUGCUCCUGGCUGGUCGGGACGCCCUUAAAGGAUGCCCCUGGUCUCGUGGGAUGGCUGAUAGAUCAGCUUCUCCUGCAGCUUCUAUCUAUUGCCAACUGUCCCUCCUCCACCCGUCUAAAGUACAUAUAAACUGCCCACCAGUUCUCCCCUCUCCCGUACCCUGGUUAUCUCCGCAUCUUCCUGCUUUCCCCGUUGACCCGAGGUUGGAAGUUACCCUUCAAAAGAACUCCCGGCCCCCAGAUCUGGACCAUCCUGCGCUCUGCACUUCAUUUUCAACCAAGACCUACCUGUAUCAUACCUCAUUCUACAUAACAUGUCUGGAAACGGCAAUGGCGGUGCUCCUCCUGUAGGACAGGAGAACAUCAACACUGAUAUUGUCACUCUCACUCGGUUCCUUACGGAGGAACAGGCCAAGGUUCCAGAGGCCACCGGUGACUUCACAUUACUCUGUCACGCUCUUCAAUUCGCCUUCAAGUCCAUUGCCUACUACAUUCGUCGCGCGUCACUGAUCAACCUGACCGGUUUGGCUGGUUCCUCCAACACCACUGGCGACGAUCAGAAGAAGCUUGACGUCAUCGGAAACGAUGUGUUCAUCUCCGCAAUGAGGGGCUCCGGCAAGUGCCGUCUUCUCGUUUCGGAGGAGGAGGAAGAGGCCAUUCUGUUCGACGAGCACCCUGACGCCCGCUAUGCUGUCGUUUGCGACCCGAUUGACGGCUCUUCUAACCUUGACGCUGGCGUUUCGGUUGGCACCAUCUUCGGCAUCUUCAAGCUUCCCGACGAGGUACUCGGUGCCCAGAACAAGGUCACUGCCAAGGAUCUCCUCCGCCCCGGCACCGAGAUGGUCGCCUCGGGCUUUACCAUGUACGGCGCCUCCGCACAGCUGGUGAUCACCAUGCGCAACGGUGGUGUCAACGGCUUCACCAUGGAGAACUCUCUGGGUGAGUUCAUCCUGACCCACCCGAACAUGCAACUACCCGCGAAGCGGGCCAUCUACUCGGUCAACGAGGGUAACAGCAUGUACUGGGACGAGUGGGUGAACAAGUACUUCCACUCUUUGAAGUUCCCCGGCGAAGGCCAGAAGCCCUACAGCGCACGUUACAUUGGUAGCAUGGUUGCAGAUGCUUACCGAACCCUCCUCUACGGCGGUGUCUUCGCCUACCCGGCGGACUCGAAGAGCCGCAAGGGCAAGCUGCGUAUCUUGUACGAGUGCGCCCCCAUGGCGAUGCUCUUCGAGAAUGCGGGCGGUUUGGCCGUUAACUCCCACAUGGAACGCCUCCUGGAGGUGGUGCCGGAGCACAUUCACGACCGGAGCGGAGUAUUCCUCGGCUCGAAGGACGAGAUCCAGAAAAUCAUCGACACCUACAACCAACACAAGAAUUAAGUUGGGCGCACAGUGUAGCGGCACUAGGGUGGAAUUUUAUGGCUCACGGGAAUGAUACUUAAUGCGAAGUCUGCCAGUGCGUCCAGCAGGGUACCAGGUGACACCCUUCGCACUGGCAUGUCAUUUACGAACCACAUAACUAUACUGAACUAUUAAAAUGCAAAUAAAAAUUCAAUAAUC